Podospora anserina S mat+ is the source of this 1449-nucleotide messenger RNA. RefSeq lists its product as uncharacterized. The transcript has a single exon. Lineage: Eukaryota; Fungi; Ascomycota; Sordariomycetes; Sordariales; Podosporaceae. Gene Ontology annotation, biological process: mRNA splicing, via spliceosome. The record is from RefSeq and is a predicted model, not a curated record. The coding region runs from base 1 to 1449 and encodes 482 amino acids. Gene Ontology annotation, cellular component: nucleus.
AUGAACAACCAAGAAUUCCGAAAACUUCUCCUCUCCAAGUCCUCCUCCUCCACCAACAACAACAAUGACACCUCCUCCCCACCACCACCACCACCACCAUCCCGCCCAGCAGCAGCAGCCGCGCUCGGCUCCAGACUCAAAUCCAGCAUCCCCAUGACCCCCCGAUCAACAGGUCGAGUCGACUUCGCAAGGCAACUAGCAGAGCAAAAAAACAAGCAGUUCGAAAAGACAGCCAAACGAUUCCGGACCUCGGCCCCGAAAGGGUCCCGGUUCGCAGAGGGCUACGUUGACCGCGCCAGGCAGAGGGAGCAAGAAGAGGAGGAUGAGAGAGCGGAACGAUUGAAGGCGUUGGAGGAGGCUUUCAAAAAGGAGGAGAUCGACCGGGAGACGUACGACCGGAUGCGCAGUCAGAUUGCGGGGGGUGACUUGGCGAGUACGCAUCUUGUCAAGGGGCUUGAUUUUGCUUUGUUGAGGAGGGUGAAGCAGGGGGAGGAUGUCUGGAGUGGGAAGAAGGCAGGCGAGGAUGAGCGUGGGGAAGAGGGGGAGGUGGAGGAGGAUGUGGACGGUGUCCUGGAGAAAUUGGCUGAUGCUGAAGUCAAGGCUGUGACCAGGGAAAAGGUGCGGAAGAAGGGGCAGUUUGCGACUGCUGCGUUGAAUCCAGGGCAGAAGAGGUCGAGGAAUCAGCUACUGGCUGAGUUGAAGGCGGCAAGGGAAGCGGCCAAGGCGAAGGAGGAGUCGGGUCUGGGGUCCAAGUUCAAGAAGAUUGGUGCGAAAAAGACGCCGGGGACGAGGAUAGAAAAGGAUAGCAUGGGUCGGGAGGUUCAGAUCACUGUUGACGAGGACGGCCAUGAGGUGCGAAAGAUUCGGAAGGUGGACCACAAACUAUUAGAGGAGGAACAAGACAGGGAAGCGGCCGCGCUGGCAUCUCGCGGCGUGCUUGGUAUGGAGGUGCCAGAGUUCUACAGGAAACAGCAGGAGGAAGCCGAGAGGGCGGCAAAGGAAGAGGAGGAGAGCAAGGAGAUCAGCAUCUUUGAUGACGCGGGCUCCGAUUACGACCCAUUACUGCGCUCGAAGACUCGGACUCGUCAUCUGAUGAGGAUAAGAAGGCGAGAUCAGACUCGGCAGCUGUGCCACCACCACCGAAACCUAGCUCCGGCCCUCCAGAGGAGAGAGAUUAUUUCAAGAAUUUCAGAGGAGGAAAGGUGGAUCUUUCGACGGGCCAAACAUACAAGGCGCCGUCUUUGGAUGAUCCCUUGCUGCAGGCGGCACUCAAGAAGGCAAAGGCAAAUGGCGCACUGGAGAAAUCAGAGGAGGAGAUCAAGGCCAAAGAGCGGGAAGAGAGGCUCAAGAAGAAGCUGCAGGAGUCGUUGCGCGAUGAUGAGGAUAUGGACAUGGGAUUUGGGUCAAGCAGACUGGAGGAUGAUGCUGACUUUGAGGAGAAAAAGGUGA